Nerophis lumbriciformis (worm pipefish) is the source of this 3471-nucleotide messenger RNA. RefSeq names its product E3 SUMO-protein ligase ZBED1-like. Gene Ontology annotation, molecular function: protein dimerization activity; DNA binding. NCBI's taxonomy places the organism in Eukaryota, Metazoa, Chordata, Actinopteri, Syngnathiformes, Syngnathidae. The record is from RefSeq and is a predicted model, not a curated record.
UUAGUCCCAUGGUCAGAACUGAAUAGUUGGCCUGAGGAACGUGUGUCUGGGAUGUCAACGUUUCCCCAAGAACUGCAAUCUAUCUGUGGCCUGGUCCUGGUGUCAGAAGUUAGCCUGGUUGUGGUGUCAGAAGUUAGCCUGGUUGUGGUGUCAGAAGUCAGCCUGGUUGUGGUGUCAGAAGUUAGCCUGGUCGUGGUGUCAGAAGUUAGCCUGGUUGUGGUGUCAGAAGUUAGCCUGGUCGUGGUGGUUUGUUUACAUGUACAACUUUCUCCGACACUGCCACAGAAAGACCUGUUUUAUGCCACUCCUUCUUUGUCUCAUUUUGAGCACCAAACAUUUUAUACUGUGCCUGAAUGCACAAAAGGUGACCUUUGUUGAUGUUAUUGAUUUGCUGGUUAGCCUGGUUGUGGUGUCAGAAGUUAGCCUGGUCGUGGUGUUAGAAGUUAGCCUGGUCGUGGUGUUAGAAGUUAGCCUGGUUGUGGUGUCAUUGUUAGCCUGGUUGUGAUGUCAGAAGUUAACCUGGUUGUGGUGUCAUUUUUAGCUUGGUUGGGGUGUCAUGUUUAGCCUGGUUUUGGUGUAAUUUUUAGUUUGGUUGUGGUGUCAGAAGUUAGCCUGGUCGUGGUGUCAGAAGUCAGCCUGGUUGUGGUGUCGGAAGUCAAUCUGGUUGUGGUGUCAGAAGUUAGCCUGGUCGUGGUGUUAGAAGUUAGCCUGGUCGUGGUGUUAGAAGUUAGCCUGGUUGUGGUGUCAUUGUUAGCCUGGUUGUGAUGUCAAAAGUUAGCCUGGUUGUGGUGUCAGAAGUUAGCCUGGUUGUGGUGUCAUUGUUAGCCUGGUUGUGGUGUCAGAAGUUAACCUGGUUGUGGUGUCAUUUUUAGCUUGGUUCGGGUGUCAUGUUUAGCCUGGUUUUGGUGUAAUUUUUAGUUUGGUUGUGGUGUCAGAAGUUAGCCUGGUCGUGGUGUCAGAAGUCAGCCUGGUUGUGGUGUCGGAAGUCAAUCUGGUUGUGGUGUCGGAAGUUAACCUGGUUGUGGUGUCAGAAGUUAGCCUGGUUGUGGUGUCAGAAGUUAGCCUGGUCGUGGUGGUUUUGUUUACAUGUACAACUUUCUCCGACGCUGCCACAGAAAGACGUGUUUCAUGCCACUCCUUCUUUGUCUCAUUUUGUCCACCAAACGUUUUAUACUGUGCCUGAAUUCACAAAAGGUGAGCUUUGCUGAUGUUAUUGAUUUGCUGGUUAGCCUGGUUGUGGUGUCAGAAGUUAGCCUGGUCGUGGUGUUAGAAGUAAGGCUGAAACGACGCGUCGACGUAGUCGACGUCAUCGGUUACGUAAAUACGUCGACGUCAUUUUUGUGCGUCGGCGUGUCGCAUAUUUACGUCACACAACUGUCAUGGCGGAGCGCAGAGCAAACGAUGCGAGCGAGGGGAAAAAAACACGCCAAAAGUCGUCAAAAGUGUGGGAGUAUUUUAAUAAACGGCCUAAUAAUGUUGUUUUAUGCACACUGUGUCGAGCGGAAAUGGCGUAUCACAGCAGCACAACGGCUAUGAACGAGCAUCUAAAAAGAAAACAUCCGACAGCGUUCUUCCCAUCACCAUCAACGAGUCAAUCAUCCGCCAAACGACAAAGCAGUGUCCAGGAUUUUUUUCCAAAGAGGCAUGGGACUGAAUGCACACCCCAAGUGGCCGCUGACCUGACUGAUGGUGUCCUGGAAAUGAUGGUCAUAGACAUGAGGCCAUUAAAUAUGGUAGAAGGGGAAGGGUUUCAAAAAAUGAUCAAACGGUUUCACUCUGGCUACACACUACCAUCAAGAACCCACUUCACUAAGCUUAUGGAGCAAAAAUACACAAAGAAAAUGAAUGAAGUCAAAGCAAUCCUGAAAAAUGUGAAAGGAAAACUGACACUCACAACUGAUGCAUGGACAAGUAUGGCCACUGAAGCUUACCUUGGUGUCACCAUUCACUUUGUUAAUGAUGAGUGGGAGCUUGCCUCAAUUAACUUGACAACAAUGCCCCUCAAUGAAAAGCACACUGCAGAAAACAUUGCCUCUUGGAUUGAGGAUGUUGUCAAUAAGUUUGAAAUAAACAUAAAACUAGUACAAGUCAUUGUACAUGACAAUGCUGCAAAUGUUGUUGCAGCUUUAAGAGUUCUUGAGGAAAGACAUGGUGUUUCAUCCCUCAGAUGUGUUGGCCAUACUCUACAGCUUGUAGUUAACCAUGCUCUAAAGGACAACCACAUCAGCAGAGCUUUAGGAGCAGCAAGAAGUUUGGUCGAGCACUUCAGAAAAAGUGAGCUAUCCAGUACAAAACUAAAGGUUAAGCAAAAACAAAUGGGUUCUCCAGACCACAGCCUCAUACAAGAUGUGUCUGUGAGAUGGAACAGUUCCUUUUACAUGAUUAGUCGCCUGCUUGAGCAGAGGUGGCCAAUAACCGCAACUCUGUCAGAUCCGGAGGUCACUCAAAGAGGGAAGCAUUUUCUGGAUCUUAAGGCUGACCAGUGGAGCUUGCUUGAAGAACUUGAACAAGUUCUGAAACCUUUUGAAUGUGCAACUGUGUACCUGAGUGGAGAAUCUUAUGUAACAGUUUCCGCUGUCCCUCUGCUGGUCAAAGGGCUUCGGAAGGCUACACAAACUGCUUUUGAAAAUGCAUCAAUCAAGUGUUUCCAGGUCACUGCUGCACGUGAGAUAACAUCCAGGUGGGAAGCCGAGACCACAUUCAAAGAUGAUGGACCAAAUGUGUGCAUAUUAGCAGCUGCACUUGACCCACGAUUCAGGAAGCUGAAAUUCCUGACUGCAGAUGAGUGUUUAAAAGUUCAAUACAAGCUGCAUGCAAUAGUUCUGGAGGAGAAAAGAAGGGAAAAGGAAACACACGCUCAACAGGGCACAGCAAUGCAAGUGGAAAGACCAGAUGCUGACAGGCGGCCUGUAUCUUUACUAGACACACUUCUUGGCUCAGAUUCAGAUGAACUCAGCAACAAUGAGGAAGACAACAAUGACAGUAAUGAUGCUGAAAUGGUCAGAAACGAGUUAGUGUCUUAUUUUGGAGAAUCCCCCAUUUCCAAGGAUGAAAACCCAUUAAAAUGGUGGAAAGAACAUCAGGCAAGGUUUCCAAAUCUGGCAAUGCUGGCUCGGUCUUACCUCUCAGUUCCAGCCACCAUCGACCCCUUCUGAGCGCCUAUUUUCAGCUGCUGGGAAUAUUGCAAACAAGAAAAGAACCAGCCUCACCCCAGAGCAUGUAGACAUGCUAACCUUUCUUCAUUACAACUGUUAGUCACUCACUGGAAUGAGUAGAAUUGGUUAUAGUGUACUGUGUUGGACUGGAUGUUUAUUUUGCACAUUUUAAAAGCAAUACUUAAUGUUUACAGUGCUCCAGAAUAUUUAGAUUGGCACAAAUGUUUACAGUGUUACAGAAUGUUUUGCCAUGUUUUCAAUGUUGACUGAGUGGCCAUACUUUUUUUUUUUGUAAAUAAAAGCCAUGCCUUUUGAA